Messenger RNA from Lactuca virosa, 327 nucleotides. The record is from the annotation of a GenBank genome assembly. Lineage: Eukaryota; Viridiplantae; Streptophyta; Magnoliopsida; Asterales; Asteraceae.
AUGAAGGAGCGACGAUGGAGUUCCCUUCCACGACAUGGGAAAGGAUCAUGGGAUGAGGAAAAGAAAGAAAAGGUGCAAGGUGAGGAGAUAUCGAUAGGUAGAAUAGGUGAAAUGAGUUUGAAGGAAUUAAUUACGACACGCUUCUUUAGCAUAGGCCACAGAGUGGAGUUGGAAGGUUCAAUGAACUACGCGAAGGGGAAAUCUUGGGCGCUAUUUUUGUCUAUAUACAAGUGGCGUAGGCGAAGCUAUGGCGACUCAUGGAGUAGACAACGAGCUCCUCUUGAACAGAAAGCAACAAGCUGCAAGCACUACUCCAAAAAGCAGUGA